AGCGGUAAGUGUUGCAUGUGCGCGCGCAAGGGACAUGUCCGAUCAUACGCGAUUUGGGGGAGAGCCUGUGCCUGAUCAACCACACUAAAUGGACAGGAUUUUGUGUGCGUUGGACUGUUGUUUUAUGCGUAGAAUUCCAUAUACCAUGCACCGCCGCUAUUUGCAGACACGAAACAUGGACGCGAAUAACAUGGACGCGUCUCCGCUGCUGGGUGUCUGCGGAAUCGACGCGCUGGCCUCAGAAUCCGAUGUCAGCACCGUGGCUAGGACAACUCAGAACCGUACUGAGAAGCCGGCCGGAGCAGCACCAGAGUACGUGAGCGUGCGAGUGAGGCUGAUGACGACGGACAUGCCCGCGCCACCGCUGGCCAACAAUCCAGUACUGGGGAACAAUGCCCAGCGCUGCUCCUCGACAACCGUCGUGUCGUCGUCAAAACGCCCUGAUACGAGGCGAUCACACGCCAGCGCGAUGUCGAUGCAGACUUUCUCCCCGCUAGUCAGAACCCCGUCGCGGCGGCGCGCUUCAAUGUCGGUCAGCACAGACACGCGAGAGAUUUCACUCACUGUUCGGUCGUCGCACACCAUUGAGGAGCUGGCAACGCGCAUCGAGGGGCUGGCCAACGAUGGCGAGGAAUCAGGCGACUGCAUGGCGCUGUUUAAGGGCGGGCGGCCGCUGCAGUUUGCGAGCCGUGUUGCCGAUGUCCUGGAAGGCAGGGGAUGUGGUUACUGCGUUCAAGACUGGCGACAUCCCUGAAAUCGACGACGACGACGAUUGAUAGCUAUCCUCCGGCACCCGACAAAGACCACCGCCGCUCGCAGCACCAGCGACGUGCAUCUGAUGUCCAUCUCGGUCAUGCACGCUGAGUAAUAUCGAUAUGACCCGCGUCGGCGACCUUGUCGCGCAGGCUCCACUCAAAGCGCGCUUUAUCAACACACUGACCCACCCCGUACCGCUGCGCGCGUUUCUAGGAGUUUUGCGCAUUGCCAUCUGAGCUGGCGCUUGAAUCGCUGCUCUUUGUGCUGGAUGUCGAGCGAUUCCGCCAUGUGCAGCCGAUCGAUGGCUCGUCUGUUGGCCAACUAUAUCUACCUGAGCUAUGUCGCGCCAUCAGCCCCACUGCGCAUCAAUGUCAGCAACCAGAUGCGCGAGCGCAUCCCCUGGCCGUUCCUUCCCGGGUGGGAGUACAAUCCAUGGGUGUUUGACGAGAUUCUGGCCAGUGUCGGCU
Messenger RNA from Linderina pennispora, 1223 nucleotides. RefSeq lists its product as uncharacterized. The record is from RefSeq and is a predicted model, not a curated record. Bases 89 to 754 code for a protein of 221 amino acids. NCBI's taxonomy places the organism in Eukaryota, Fungi, Kickxellomycota, Kickxellomycetes, Kickxellales, Kickxellaceae. The transcript has a single exon.